Messenger RNA from Arabidopsis lyrata subsp. lyrata, 1368 nucleotides. Its product is annotated as F-box protein At3g26010. The record is from RefSeq and is a predicted model, not a curated record. The coding region runs from base 1 to 1368 and encodes 455 amino acids. The transcript has a single exon. NCBI's taxonomy places the organism in Eukaryota, Viridiplantae, Streptophyta, Magnoliopsida, Brassicales, Brassicaceae. Gene Ontology annotation, molecular function: protein binding.
AUGACCAAGCAUCAUGAUCAUGUUUCCGAGGAGAUUCUGAUUGAGAUACUAGCGAGGUUACCAUUGAGAAGCAUCAGGAGAUUCAAAUCUGUUUGCAAAACAUGGAAAUCGGUAACAGAAACAGAUUAUUUCCGGCGGCUCUUUGUGUCUCUGCACAAAAACUCGUCUUCCUCUUGGUCACUAGUGGUGGGGACCAAGGCAAGUGACCUCAUAAGCUUGCAUAGAUGCGAGACAUGGGAUCUUCCAAAGUCUCUAGCUUGUUAUAUUCAGAGUCAUAUAACAAUAGGCCAUGUCAACUACGUGGCCUCUUCCAAUGGAUUGGUUUUCAUGGAUGGAUAUAAGACUUCCUUCGUGGGCAAUCCAGUAUUACAACAGUGGGUUCGAAUCCCUUCCCCUCCAUAUCCUUUUGUAACUCUUCCCUUUGGUCUUGUGACGCGCGUGGACGACGACGGCGUCGUUCUUGGCUUCAAAGUGGUUAGGAUCGCUGUAGAUAAACAAAAGAGACAAGAAUCAUUGACUAUGUUGUGUCUUUGUGUGUAUUCGUCUGAGACAGGCGUUUGGUCUAAAAAGCGACUUGAUUGCUCUCAUUACUUUACCAACUGGGGUCUUCCUAUGGCUCUCAACGGGACGCUUUUUAUAUCACCAGAAGAUAUUGAUGAUCCUGCUGCUGUAUCAGGAGUGCUUAUAGCUCAUGAUUUCUAUGGUGAAGAAUCCGAUCUAUGUCGGGUUAUACCUCUCCCGGAUCAUGAACUGGAUCACAACUGGUGCUUCAAAAGAGCCUGGACUACAUCCGCAGGAUCAGUCAUGUAUAUCAAAACACUAGCUCACAAUCUUUUGAAGGUUUGGAUGUUGACCAAAAAUGAUGAUUGGAAGCUUCUGUGGGAGAUACGCCUCCCGUUUAUAACUUGUGAUGAUGAUAUCCUCUAUUAUGCUCCCUUGGCAAUGAAUCCGUUUGAUGGCAAUAUUGUCUACUUAUGGAGUCAACAGAAGCGUUAUUUGGUAUCGUGUAACUUGCAGACGCACAACUUCAAAAUCUUGAGCGAAGAAGAAGUAUCUACAAGGCGUAUUGAUGAUGAUGGCCUUGAAAAAUGUGUUGUGAACCAGUCUACAUGUGAGCAGCUUAUGAAUGCGAGUUUUGAUCCAGACUCAUUGGACCAUUGUGUAUAUCCACUCACUCUUUUUCAUUUCGUUCUUCCACGGUGGAUGGAAUCGCUACCAUGUCCUCCCCAUGUUGAGAUGAUGGAUACAAGUUCACUACUCUCUUACAUUCUUGUAAUGGAGGCGAAUAGACCAGAGUUUAAGGAUACCUUUGGAAUUCGUGAACGCUUGUUGCGUAGCCGUUUCUUCUCGACAAAACGGAGAGAAUAG